CUCGGCGCGGUGCCGCUUCCUGUCCCCCUCGUCGCGCCGUCUCACACCGCCCGUCCGGGACGCGGCUCGCACCGGACCCCCUCCCCGUGCCCGGCGACGCCCCCGGCCCCAUGCAAUCCCGGCUCCUGCUCCUCGGGGCCCCGGGCGGCCGCGGAGGCCCAGCUGCGCGGCGCGUGAGGCUGCUCCUGGGGCAGGUGGUGCGGCGCCAGCCGGGCGGCGACGCGCGGCGCUCGGAGGUCAAGCUGCUGCACGCCGGGGCGGGGGCCGACACAGGUGAUACAGUUAAUAUUGGAGAUGUAUCUUACAAGUUGAAAACGCCUAAGAGCCCGGAACUUGUGCCACAGAACUACUUUUCAGACUCUCUGGCUCAAUCAGUAAUUCAGCAUCUAAGAUGGAUAAUGCAGAAGGAUCUUUUGGGGCAAGAUGUCUUUCUAAUAGGACCUCCUGGGCCUCUUCGCCGCUCUAUUGCUAUGCAGUACCUGGAGUUGACCAAACGGGAGGUUGAAUACAUCGCCUUAUCAAGAGACACCACCGAAACUGAUCUCAAACAGCGUCGAGAGAUCCGCGCAGGCACGGCUUUUUACAUCGAUCAGUGUGCAGUUCGUGCAGCCACAGAAGGUAGAACUCUCGUUUUGGAAGGCUUGGAGAAGGUGGAGAGGAAUGUUCUUCCUGUUUUGAACAACUUGCUGGAAAAUAGGGAGAUGCAGCUUGAAGAUGGACGCUUCCUGAUGUCUGCUGAGCGUUACAACAAACUUCUCCAAAAUCAUACCAAAACAGAAUUGGAUGCUUGGAAGAUUGUCCGAGUUAGUGAAGAUUUCCGAGUGAUCGCCUUGGGCUUGCCAGUACCUAGGUACUCUGGGAAUCCAUUAGAUCCCCCGCUCCGAUCUCGAUUUCAAGCCAGAGAUAUUUAUUAUCUACCCUUCCAGGACCAACUUAAACUGUUGUAUUCAGUUGGAGCCAAUGUUUCUGCUGAGAAAAUUUCUCAACUCUUAUCCUUUGCCACCACUCUCUGUUCCCAAGAAUCUUCUGCUCUUGGACUUCCAGAUUUUCCUUUAGAUAGUUUACCAGCUGCAGUUCAAAUCCUGGAUUCCUUUCCUAUGAUGUCCAUCGAACGUGCAAUCCGGUGGCUUUACCCAUACACUGUUUUACUAGGACAUGAAGGGAAGAUGGCUGUGGAAGUUGUUUUAAAACGCUUUGAACUCCAAGAUUCAAGAAGCUCCCUGCUUCCUGAAGAGGUUGUGAGAGUGGAGAAGAUGACUGAAAACCAUGUCUUCCAAGCUUCUGUGACCAUCCGGAUUGCAGAAAAAGAGGUGACCAUUAAGGUGCCAGCUGGAACCAGGCCAUUAAGUCAACCUUGCACAUCAGACCGUUUUAUACAAACUUUAAGCCAUAAACAACUACUGGCUGAAAUGAUGCAGUCUCACAUGGUUAAGGACAUAUGUUUAAUUGGAGGAAAAGGUUGUGGAAAAACAGUCAUCGCUAAGAACUUUGCAGAUACCUUAGGAUACAAUAUAGAACCUAUCAUGCUCUAUCAGGAUAUGACAGCGCGUGAGUUGCUACAGCAGAGAUACACGCUUCCAAAUGGAGACACUGCCUGGCGGUCCUCACCCCUUGUAAAUGCUGCUCUGGAAGGGAAGCUGGUCCUCUUGGAUGGCAUUCACAGAGUCAAUGCUGGUACAUUCGCUGUAUUACAAAGAUUGAUCCAUGACCGAGAGCUAAGCCUCUAUGAUGGCUCUAGGCUGCUGAGAGAAGACCGGUAUAUGCGUUUAAAGGAGGAGCUGCAAAUGUCUGAUGAGCAGCUACAGAAGAGAUCGAUUUUUCCUGUCCACCCCUCCUUCAGAAUCAUUGCCUUAGCAGAACCCCCUGUUACUGGAAGCACGGCACAGCAGUGGCUGGGACCAGAAUUCUUAACCAUGUUCUUUUUCCAUUACAUGAAACCACUUGUCAAAAGUGAAGAAAUCCAAGUGAUUAAGGAAAUGGUCCCAAAUAUGCCUCAGGAAGCUUUGGACAAAUUGUUAUCAUUUACACACAAACUCAGAGAGACACAGGAUCCAACAGCGCAGUCAUUGGCAGCAUCCCUUUCUACCAGACAGCUGUUGAGGAUUUCUCGUCGGCUGUCACAGUACCCUAACGAAAAUCUUCACAGUGCUGUCACUAAAGCCUGUCUUUCCAGGUUUUUACCAAGCCUUGCAAGGUCAGCAUUAGAAAAAAAUCUGGGAGAUGCUGCAAUAGAAAUAAGUCCUGAUAAUAACCUGGAGCCAGAAUUGGAGGAUUACAAAUGUGAAGUCACAUCUGGAUCUCUGAGGAUUGGAGCUGUUAGUGCACCGAUCUAUAAUGCCCAUGAGAAAAUGAAAGUGCCUGAUGUUCUGUUCUAUGACAACAUCCAGCACAUGAUAGUGAUGGAAGAUAUGCUCAAAGACUUUCUUCUUGGAGAACACCUAUUAUUGGUUGGGAACCAGGGCGUAGGAAAAAACAAGAUUGUUGAUAGAUUCCUUCACCUGCUCAACAGACCUCGAGAAUAUAUCCAGCUGCACAGGGACACCACGGUCCAGACCCUUACUCUUCAGCCUUCUGUUAAAGAUGGACUUAUUGUGUAUGAAGACUCACCUUUGGUUAAAGCAGUAAAAUUGGGUCAUGUUCUGGUAGUAGAUGAAGCAGACAAAGCCCCAACAAAUGUCACCUGUAUUUUAAAAACUCUAGUAGAAAAUGGAGAAAUGAUUCUAGCAGAUGGAAGGCGCGUUGUUGCAAAUUCUGCAUUAGUCAAUGGAAGAGAAAAUGUUGUUGUGAUCCAUCCUGACUUUAGGAUGAUCGUUCUGGCCAACAGACCUGGAUUUCCUUUCCUAGGCAAUGAUUUCUUCGGCACCUUAGGUGAUAUUUUUAGCUGCCAUGCAGUUGAUAAUCCCAAACCCCACUCGGAGCUCAAGAUGCUCAGGCAGUAUGGCCCCAAUGUGCCCGAGCCCAUCCUUCAGAAGCUCGUGGCUGCCUUUGGAGAGCUGAGGAGUUUAGCUGACCAGGGCAUUAUUAACUAUCCUUAUUCUACCAGAGAAGUUGUCAACAUAGUCAAGCAUUUACAGAAAUUUCCCGCUGAAGGUCUCUCCAGUGUGGUUAGGAAUGUGUUUGACUUUGAUUCCUACAACAACGACAUGCGGGAGAUUUUGAUUAACACUUUACACAAAUACGGGAUACCUAUUGGAGCAAAACCUACCAGUGUGCAGCUGGCAAAGGAGUUGCCUUUGCCACAGCAGACCUUCAUGGGCUAUUGGACAAUUGGUCAGUCAAGAAAUGGAAUGCAAAAACUAUUGUGUCCAGCAGAAACUCAUCGUAUAGAUGUAAAGGGUCCAGCACUUAUAAACAUACAGGAGUAUCCAAUAGAAAGACAUGAAGGAAGAUCCCAUACCUUUACUGAAGAAUGUGCCUCCUGGAAGUUACCAUUGGAUGAAAUUAACUUAAUCUGCGACAUCGCUACAUCACAUGAAAAUGAGGAAAAUACUCUCUAUGUAGUUGCAUGCAAUCCCGUUUCCUUAUACUUUAUGAAUAUGACUGGGAAAAGCGGCUACUUUGUGGACCUUUUUGACAUCUUCCCAAGAGCGGCCAGUGGAGUCUGGCACCCAUUUGUGACAGUGGCACCGCUGGGAAAUCCCCUCAAGGGUCAAGUGAUUCUCCAUGAGCAGCAGAGCAAUGUCAUCCUGUUGUUGGAUACCACUAGCCAAGCCCUUCAUCGUCUCAUCUUACCUUCAGAAGAGUUUACACUUAAGAAAACUUCCUGGUGGAACAAGGAGGAAGCUGAAACUUACAAAAUGUGUAAAGAAUUUGCACACAAAAACUGGCUAGUAUUCUACAAAGAAAAAGGGAACACCCUGGCUGUGCUGGAUGUUCUAGAAGGGCGAACUCACACCAUCUCACUUCCCAUCAACCUCCAGACAGUUUUUCUCGUAGCAGAAGACAAAUGGCUUCUGGUGGAGAGCAAAACACAUCAGAAAUAUCUUUUAACUAAGCCUGCACACAUCGAAUCUGAGGACAGUAGGGUUUGCCAGUUGUAUGUGCUGAAAGAGGAGCUGCCUAGCACAGGGUUUGGAGUCACACAAGAAACAGACUUCAGCAUACCUCAUAAAAUUUCAAGUCAUCAACUAUCAUCUGAAAAUCUGAGUUCAGCUGUGGGACAAAAGAUUGCCUCUCCUAACCGAAUUCUCGCAGAUGAGAAGAGUUAUGCUACAGUCGUUGUUGGUUUCCCAGAUCUCAUGUCACCUAGUGAAGUUUAUUCUUGGAAAAGGCCAACGUCUUUGCAUAAAUCGAGGGUCACUGAUACAUUCUAUGGAGGCAAGAAGAAAAUUGGAACUCCAAAGCAGAGCAAUUGUGUGACGCUUUUGGAUACUAAUCAGAUAGUCAGGAUUUUGCCCCCAGGAGAAGUCCCUCUAAAAGAUAUCUACCCAAAAGAUGUUAUCCCUCCACAAACAGCUGGUUAUAUAGAAGUCACUGAUCUCCAAUCAAAGAGACUCCGAUACAUCCCUAUUCCUGGAUCAGACUCUCUCUCACCAUAUACCACGUGGCUAUCUACUAUCUCGGACACAGAUGCACUGCUGGCUGAGUGGGGCAACGGUGGCGUUGUCACUGUUGACAUGGGAGGUCGCAUCCGGCUUUGGGAAACUGGACUGGAACAUCUGCAGCGGUCACUCAUGGAAUGGAGAAACAUGAUUGGACAAGAAGGUGACAGACUUAUGCAGAUAACAAUCAACAGAGAGAGCGGUGAAGACGUGAGUUCCCCCAAACACGGCAAGGAGGACCCAGACAACAUGCCGCAUGUGGGCGGCAAUACUUGGGCUGGCGGCACAGGGGGAAGAGACACUGCAGGUCUGGGCGGCAAAGGAGGUCCUUACCGGCUGGAUGCAGGCCACGCAGUGUACCAGGUCUCUGAGGCUGAGAAAGAUGCAGUUCCUGAGGAAGUGAAGAGAGCUGCGAGAGAGAUGGGCCAGAGAGCGUUUCAACAGAGGUUAAAGGAGAUCCAAAUGAGUGAAUAUGAUGCUGCAACCUAUGAAAGGUUUUCAGGGGCUGUUCGACGGCAGGUGCACUCCCUCCGAAUUAUCCUGGAUAAUUUACAGGCUAAAGGUAAAGAAAGACAGUGGCUAAGACACCAAGCUACUGGGGAACUAGAUGAUGCCAAGAUCAUUGAUGGGCUGACUGGAGAAAAAGCCAUCUACAAACGCCGGGGUGAGCUGGAGCCACAACUGGGCAGCCCCCAACAGAAACCCAAGCGCCUGCGUCUGGUGGUGGACGUGUCCGGCAGCAUGUACCGCUUUAAUGGGGUGGACGGCCGGCUUGAGCGCUCGAUGGAAGCCGUGUGUAUGGUCAUGGAGGCCUUUGAGAGCUAUGAGGAGAAGUUCAAGUAUGACAUCGCUGGACACUCUGGAGAUGGCUACAACAUUGCUCUAGUUCCAAUUAACAAAAUCCCCAAGGACGAUAAGCAAAGACUGGAAAUUCUCAGGACGAUGCACGCCCACGCUCAGUUCUGCAUGAGUGGGGACCACACAUUAGAGGGGACGGAACACGCCAUCAAGGAAAUCGUCAAAGAAGAAGCUGACGAGUACUUUGUCAUUGUCUUAAGUGAUGCCAACCUGUCACGCUAUGGAAUACAUCCUGCCAAGUUUGCCCAGAUCCUGACAAGCAACCCUCAAGUAAAUGCUUUUGCCAUUUUUAUUGGAUCUUUAGGUGAUCAAGCAGCCAGGCUUCAGAGAACUCUACCAGCUGGCCGGUCUUUCGUUGCCAUGGAUACCAAGGACAUCCCUCAGAUUCUACAACAGAUUUUCACCUCCACCAUGCUGUCCAGUGUUUAAGAAGUGGCCUUUAUCAUCCCGAUGACCCUGGGAUUUGAAAUAAGCUAGGAAGAAAGAGUAUUCUGAAGAAAAGAAGAGGUCUAUAAAGUGCCCCUGAGUGAUGACUGGCUAAUUCUGGCAUUCCCAGGCUUUCCUGCGCUUGCUAAGUAAUCAGAGUUCAGCGAAGCAACCAGAGCGGGGCCUGUGCAUGGAAAUCUACAACCAUUGAUGGGUUUACAAAUCAUUAGAGGAAGCGAGUUGACCUGCAUUAUACAAAAGGUCAGGGUUAAGGGAAGGUGGUUUGAGAACUAUGGUGCGUGGUCUAUUUCCAAAAACCUGAGGGAAAGAGUACCUUGCUUUUGCCUUAACACAGCACCUGGUCACCUAGGAUAACAAAAGUGACCCCAGCAAACUAAGCCUUUGAUGCCACAUUCUGACACUGGAAUACAAGUCUGUGCAAACUCACCCAACCAGCUCUUCUUCAAUAAUUAUUUUUAUUUUCUCCUCCACUCUGUACUGCCCAACAAACAAUGACUUUACAGUAUUUAACCCACUGAAAAGUCCUUUCAACGGCAAUAUUCUAUAAAAGGUUGGGUUUUCUCAAUAAUUUCAUUUUCUUAGCCAAAACCGAAAGGAAUCAAAAGAUCCUUGGAUUGCUUCCUUUCCCACGUGACUUUUAAAAGGCUUUUUAAAUAAUAAGGAGCAAAUGUCCUAUUCUCCGUGCUGCUGGGAUUGGAGGGAUGUCUUGCCUUAAGUUUCCUGUUUCUUCUCCUUCUUUAAUGCUCCUCAGAAGUUUCACACUCCUCCGUUUUGGUGUCCAAAAUGUAAUGCUCAAAAUAACAAAUGCUUAUGUUUUUACAUAAAGCAAAGUGAAAACAAGGCAGUAUGUUUGAACUGAAUGGUAAUGAGAUUUCUUUAGCUAUAAAUAUAUAUAUAUAUUUAAGCCUCAUUCUUUUUUUUUAUUCCCAUUCUCUCUUGGGCUGACCUUUACUUAUCAAUAGACCCGAUGUCAGUUUUUUUUUUUUAAUCAAAUGCUCCAGCAGAAGUCAGUCUCUUUCCAACCAUAUAAUAAAAGUUUCUCUUCACCUUUGAUGGUAAAGUCCGAAAUGCUAGGGGCACCAUUGUGUCUGUGCUUUCAUAAGACAAGUUGGAAAAAUUAGUCUUGUUAAUAAUGGUAAGUUAUUCACCCAUACAUAGUGGGAAUUGUACGAUUCAUUUUACUUUCGUUAUAGGAAAGAAAAAUAGAUGACACGCAUUUGUUUCACCAAUCCAUCUCCCUAUCAAAGAAAUAAAAGCAAUCAGAUUUCCAGCGCAGUAUUGCCCAGCAAGUUUGCGUGGCUUGUCUUGUUUCUCUAGACAGACGCUUGCUUUGUGUACUGAAUCAUCCAAUGGUGCAAACAAUUUCAAUCCAAGAAGUAUCUUUAAAAAUGCAAUAGCAGGGCUUCCCUGGUGGCGCAGUGGUUAAGAAUCCGCCUGCCAAUGCAGGGGACACGGGCUCGAGCCCUGUUCCGGGAAGAUCCCACAUGCCGCGGAGCAACUAAGCCCGUGCGCCACAGCUACUGAGCCUGCGCUCUAGAGCCUGCGAGCCACAGCUACUGAAGCCCACGCGCCUAGAGCCUGUGCUCUGCAACAAGAGAAGCCACCGCAAUGAGAAGCCCCUGCACCGCAGCGAAGAGUAGCGCCCACUCGCCCCAACUAGAGAAAGCCCGUGCGCAGCAACGAAGACCCAGCUCAGCCAAAAAUAAAAUAAACAUUAAUUUUUUAAAAAAUGCAGUUGCAUUAAUAACAACAAUAAUGAUAAGAACGGCAGCUAGCAUUUACUGAUUACUAUGUACCAGGUAUGCUAAGUGAUUUCAUACAUUAUUCCAUUCAAUCCUCACAACAGUGCAUGUAAAAUAGGUAUUUUUUAGCCUCAUUUACAGAUAAGGAAAGUGAGGCUCAGAGAACUUAAAUCACUUUCCCAAGAGUCCCACUUCUAGACUAUUGACUAACUACUCAUUGUACUAUUAACAUCCUCAUUUUACAAAGAGGGAAACUGAGGCUUAGGGAAUUUCAAGAAAAUAGGGGAAGGGGCAGAGCUGUGACCCUGGACUGUCCCCUCUCAUGCUUUAUUCUUGCAAACCUAGAUGUCGAGCUUUUGGUGCCUUUUUCUCCUUUCUCCCAGUGCUGUUUCUCUUCUUGCAAAACGACCACAUUUCCUAGAGCUCCCUCUCCACGGUGCUCAGAAACUAUCUGCACGAUUUGAGCACUUAGAGGAGGGAGUGGGGACCAAGGACAUGGGACACUGCUGGAGGGACACUACCAACUGCUCCUUCUUGGGCCCACAGAGAACUGAGGAAGUGUCCAUCCAAGGGGCAGCUUAACCCCUAGGGGUGCCCCUUUGCUAGAGGGUCACAGCCCCUGAAAGCCUUUGGAAGUUGAAUCCAAGAGUGAUUGACAGAACAGCCUUUUAAUGAAUCCUCCCUAUGGGUAACUACCUGGGUAAGCAGAAGCCUUUUUUUUUUUUUUUAUAACAUGGAAAGAAUGUUCUCAAGUAAUUUAAUUUCCCUUUCCCCACCGGCCAGACAUCCUUUGCAAAAGUUAUUUUUUAAAAAUAUGUAACCCCUGGCUUUUCUGAUUUGUAAGAGGGAAGGAUGAUGGGGGAGGGGAGUAGAGAGUGAGAAAAUGAAGGGCUUCUUUUCACUUCUUGCAAUACCUAAGAAGUUGUGCCUUUAUUAUUAAAUGCACUUAAUUAUAGGCCACUCCAAGCUAUUCCCAGGCCCUUCUUAGGGCCAGGACGUUAUAAUAAACGCAUUGUGUGCCUCAGGGGGGGGUUCCAGAGAAAGGCAGCUAAAUCCGUCCUCAGGGAGCCCGUGUAAUGCUGAGAGGGUUCAUUGUGAUCCCCGGCAGCCAGGAGGAAUGAAUGCCAUGAAUCGUCUCAGUAGAGGAUGCGUUUUCCCCCUGGAGUUCUUUGUGUGCUCCAGCAAAAUGACCUCAUCACAUACAGGCAGCCCAAGCGCAGCCACAAGAAGAGGGUGAGAGCAGGCAUACCAGAGCCCAGCACAUGUUUGGAAUGAAUCAUUUAAUUCUUUACAUUACACCCUUUCCUGUGAGCCAUCAGGAGGAGAAAUCCAUCAAUGCCAGAAAGGUUUACUCUAAACAAACUUCCAGGCUUUGAGAGCCAUGUAGAAGUGGUUUUCCGUGGGGAGCAGUGUCAGCGUCCCUGGAGGCAGCUCAGGAGGCUCCAAACCCUCCCUCCACCUGGUGUCUUCUCACGCCUGUCAGAUCAGCCAAAAUGAAAUUCCUCGGGGAACAGAGGAAAGAGAUAUGGGACCAGGGAGCAAGAGGCAUCCUCGCUUAUUUGUUGCGUUUCUAUUUGUUUCCUCCCAUCGCAAUUAUAAGAGAUAUUUCACAAGUCUAAGCUGAUACCUCACGUGCCUAGACAGACAUUUUUUUCUGGAAUUGCAUCUAAGGAAUAGUCAAACGUCCAUUCGUGUUUAGUAAACUGUACGUCACUUCUUCAAGUUAUUAAGAAAUAAAAUGUCCCCUUUUUAAAAAUCAUUCCAACCACUAACAUAGAUGGCUUUUUAAAAUACUAAUUGAAGGGUCUAAUUCACUACCAAUUUCUGGUCAGGGUUAUAUCAUAAAGUUCUUACCUGUUGCUUUUCCUUUACCUUUUUUCUAAGACUUGCUGUGGCCAAAGUACUACAGGUCAUGGAAAGGAAUUCCGAAGUUCCAUCUUGUAGUGGGAGGAUUUCCAAACUCUGGGUAGAAUUAGUCAGUAGGAAGGAAGUUCUCAAUGCUGCUCGGCUGUUAACUACCUGUGCAGACUUGGGCUAGUCACUCGUGGGCCUCAAUUGCUUCAUCUCUGAAUUAAAAGCUUGGACAAAAUGAUCUCUAACACUGAAGUCCCACGUUCCUUUAACUCCUACAGAACUGACUUUGUCCCUUGUAUGUCUUAGAGAGUCACAUCAUCUCAGUGUAUUUUUGUCCCAACCUCACACGCAUUUUAGCCCCUACUGUACAGAGAAUUUUGGCACGUAUAUCAAUCGCCCUAACAAAAGUGUGUUAUUGAAUGAAUAUGCAUUCUAAAAGCUACAUAAGCUUCAUUAGAAUUGGUCAAGAGGGCUUUUUCCCCCCAGCAGUUGGACAGAUAUUUCUGUUGGAUCAUGAUUCACAAGAUUUCUGCCCAUUGUCUCUUGCUUUGCAUUUUGCAGCCAUAAAAUAAAAUUCCAUGUCUGCUGAUCUGCACAGUGGGAUCAAAAAGGAUCAGGAAUUGGAAAACUACUGUGUGCUGAGAGCUGACCUUUGUGCCACAGCUGAACAAUGUGCAAUUGUGUAUGUGUUUUUUUUUUUAAAUUGUUAGAUCCUGUAAACAAAAAUCUCCUCCAGAGGAGAAAAAAAAUGCUUGCCAAGCAAACUCUCAAGAUGAGAGCAAUUUGACACUCUUUUUUUUUUUUUUUUUUGAGACUAAACGCUAUCUGGGGCUUUCACCUUCAAACAGAGACAGCGUCUCUUCUGGCCCAGCCGUGCACAUUUGCUUUAGAAUGCCAGGGUUACAUAAUUUUAAAAUUGAGUGGCACUUGUGGUAUUUGGCCACUCAGAGCAAAGUAUAACACUCUUUUAAGGUGGCUUGGGUCCUUAAAAUGUGGCGAGAACAUCGUGUUCUGCUCUAAGAAAUCUCAGCAAGGGACCUGUCAGCUCUAAAAAGCAUGGACCACCGCGCAUGGUCCCCCCAUCCCGCCCUCAGCAGGUACCAAAGGCACCCUGACCCUUCGUUCUUCUCACGGGCUUCAGUGAAAGGGUUUGGAGCUGCCAGCUCUUCCCCUAUAGGAACAACUGAACGAUUUGUCAAUAAACCCCGACUCCAAAGAUGGUAGGUAUGACCCCAGAGGAGUUCCAGAAUAUAAGGAUUUAUUGAAAUUACGUGCAACUCUGAAGCAUUAGUAACAGUAACUGGAGCUUGACCUGGAAAUGGAAGGAAACUGUCUGUCUGAAUUUCCCAAAGCGAGUGUGUCUGUCAUGCCGGCCGGAAUGUGGAGAGAAAGUAAUGAACCUGUCAAGAGUCCUUUGUGUAAUUGGUCUCAUGAUACCAUACUUGAAGCCUUAUUCGUUGAAACUUGAAGAAAAAUAAAGUGUAUUUACUCAGACAGGACAUUCAAGUUGGACUUUCAAAUGUAACAUUUAUAUUAAUAAAUACCAAUGCUAAUU
This is a messenger RNA of Orcinus orca (killer whale), 10997 nucleotides long. It is a transcript of the gene VWA8, whose product is annotated as von Willebrand factor A domain containing 8. Gene Ontology annotation, cellular component: cytoplasm. The transcript has 45 exons. Lineage: Eukaryota; Metazoa; Chordata; Mammalia; Artiodactyla; Delphinidae. The coding region runs from base 111 to 5828 and encodes 1905 amino acids. Gene Ontology annotation, molecular function: ATP binding; ATP hydrolysis activity. The record is from RefSeq and is a predicted model, not a curated record.